AGAGAACCACCCUGAUCUUCUGUUGUACCAUUUAUGUUGUGUUCUUGUUGUUGCAGCUUCUGAAAUGUUUUUGUCUGCCAUUACAUCGUGUGUGAGUGAGGCAGUGUCAUCCAGUCAAAGUAAAAUAUCACUUAGAAAUACGAACUAGCAAUAAUGUGUGUGGAUGUAAUAAUGUUAUCUGGAAUAUAAAAAUGCUGUUAAUGUAUAUACACUUCUGUGAUAUUUCUUUUUUAAACUAGAAGGACACAAUUAGACACAAACAGGAAGUUGUAAAUAUAUAUAGAGUGGUGUUUAUGACUGUCAAGUGACAGUUUAAUAAGUUGCUAUCACUUCAUGUGUUCACUGUGACUACAAUGUCCUUAUGAAAAUACUCAUCGAAAUUCCUUUUAAUGUACACUGUAGUGUACCCUUAGUAGACCAGCCCAUCGGCAGACUUCAAAGCAGUAGUGUAUACCUGGACUGAACUUGACAUAGGACCCCAUGUUCGAGUGCUCGCCCCUGCUAGGUGCAAAGCGCUACACACCUGUCUAGUCCGACAUACCUGUAGUCCUACCUGUCAAGUCCUAUGCACGUUCUGCCUGAGAGAUCUGGGACACCUUUCCUCUAUCAACGGCGUGACCUGUGACCCAGAGCGUCGUCUGGCUAUAAGUUAGUUGCUGGUAAUCAUGCUUUGCUGCAUAUCGCCCUCUGUGACCCUUCCGACCCCGACACCCACCUGACGGCACCUGCCUGAGUACAGCUUGUGGGGGACGGCACCUCCUUUCCUGACAGGGACCUCUCAUCACUAAAGUCACUGCCACAGAUCCGCUGCCUUGUAGGUGUGUGGUGACAGUACCUGCCUGUUGGUGUUGGUGUUGGUGUUGGUGUUGGUGUUGGUGUUGGUGUGCUUAUUCUCAGCAUUUUUGGACGACAGUGAAGCCAUGGCCGCCAGAGAUCGGAACACCAGGAGUUUUCCAAGCAGUGCAUUUGAAUACUGACUGGACAGCUUGGCAAAAGAAAGGUGUGUAAUUUCCAUAGCAAAGGAAGGUGUUUACUGUCUCGCUAGCCGAGUGCAAGAUGAAACCAACGCUGAAGAAGCUUGCUGCAGUCGUUGUGAUCUCCACCACAAUGACCUUUGUCCUUCAUUUUUACCUCGUCAGCGUUCCCGGCAAUGGCAAGUCUGUGGUCACCCCAGUGUCCGAGCUUCCAAAUGGGAAAGUAAAGCAAAGAGCCGGCAGACGACCAGAGCGAGCAGCUGCUGACACAGUUGUAGAGGACAGGCGAGGUAGAGAGACCAGGAGGAGGCCAGGUGAGAACUCACACGUGCUGGACAAUGUAGUAGACCACGUGGUGGAGAAAGGUACUGCCCAGCUCCGGCCUCGAGGUGAGCCCAAGAUCAACGACACUGACAAGACGUUUGAUCACAAAGUGCGCAGCGGGAGGGAGGUGGUGAAGAGAUUGAAGGAGGCGAACCAAGGAAAUUCUGUGACUAACCGACCAGCAGUCAGAAGAUUCAGAGAUUCCGAAUCAACAGCUGUUAACAAAUCGUCUGGCUUAACACAGCGGCCCGUAAUUGCUAGAGGAACACGCAUGACUGCAACAAGAAAUAAGCAACAAGACAAGGUGGCCAUCGAAACCCGACCUUCAGCGGGUAAACAUUUAAGAAAUGCAACAAAUUUGAAACAAAAUAUUUCUUCUGUAAGAGGUUUACCCCAGCAAAGUGUUGGUAAAAGAAACAACACUAGAGCGGGAAGCAAGUAUCUUAUUUACCUCUGCGACUCAAGAAAGCCGUGUGGAGGCUGGGGCGAUCGCCAGCGCGGGAUAGUCAACACGUAUCUACUGGCCAACGUGACGUCACGACGCUUCGGCAUCAACAUGACGUUCCCUUGUGACGUGCGACAGUUCUUCCAGCCCAAAGACGUCAACUGGACCAUCAGCGAAGCCGAGGUUGCCGGGAAGUCUGUCCGUGUCAUAGAUGCCGUGGACAGCGGGACGUUCCAGCACGUGCUUCUGACCAUCGACUUCAACGAGGUGUACCCCGAGGACGUGGUGUUUCUGAGAACCAACGUGGAGCACUACUGGCCCAUUCGGUCAAAUGUCUUCUACAAGAAGCUGCUUCCUCCGUGGGCCCAGCAUGGCCGCCCGGAAAUGUUCCGCAGAGGAUGGAGCAUUUUGAUGAACCCAACCAAACACAUGCAGGAUCACGUUCACUACGUCCUCCAGGAGUGCUCCUUCUUCAAUAAAACCUCGCCUUUCGUGUGUGCGCAUGUCAGAAUAGGAAUCAGCAAGUCCAACCCACGAGAUUCAGAGAAAAGAAAUGACAUCAUGUCUUUAGGUGCAUUGUGGGAGUUUGUGGGCAAAUACAUCAAAAAUGGCAGCCACUUCUUUCUGGCGACAGACUCCUCGGACGUUCGAGAACAUUCCAGAAAGAUGUUUCAUGCUGCGCAUCACGACACAGGGGGCAGGAUUCUGCACGUUGACAAGCAAGGGUUGAAUAAAGAUGCGUGCUUAGGGUUUGAGUCUGCCUUGCUUGACCAGCUAGUGCUGCUGCACUGUGACAUCCUGGUGACCACCAACAGCAUGUUCAGCUACAGGGCCGCCCUCAUCCGGGGCACCAACAACGGCCUGUACCACUUCGACAAGGGCAAGUUGCAGCCUCGGGUGUUGCACUGACUGUGAUGACAGUGUGUUAGCUAUACUGUAGACUUCACUGGGCACCAAGCUAUACCAACAGUGAACUAUACCCCUGAGGUCUGGCUAAACUCCAGCUGAGUGUUGCAUUUACCGAAACUAAAUCCUCAAACACUUUAAAAAUCUGAUAUGUAUAUUGUUACCUGAAGCUGUUAACAUUGUGUUCUAAAUAUAUGUGUGAUGUGUGAAACUUUUUUUAUAUGAGGUUGUUAUUGGAAAAGUGAUUAACAAUUAUGUUAUGUCGGAUUUUUCUCUGUGUAUUGUUGACAACAUCUAUGAGGAGAGUCCCGUGUCUGCACAGGAGGAAUGCACAAUCCUCAGUCCACUCAUUCCAGAAAUUUCGUCUGGAGAUGUAUGCAAAUUGUAGUCUUAGCUUGUACAUAUUUCUAAUUUUCGAGUGAGUUCUGAAUUUAAAUUUGCUCAUUGAACUGUUGAUAGCCGAAGCCUGUGACAGGGAGGUCAUGAGGGCAACUCUGUGUUUACUUCACAGACUUCACAGACAUACAAGUCAGUGGUUCACUUCCCGUCUAUCUCUUGAAAUUCCUCGAACAUGUUGAACUGGUUAAGCUGUUGUUUCAUGUUGUUGUUGCUUCUUUUGUUAUUGCUUCAAUUUAUCAUUGAAAAUUAUUUGUUUUCAGUAAAACGGUGACUCAUUUUAAGUGUAUUUAGGGUCCUUCAACAAAAAUACAAAAUUAGUUUUUGUUUGUGAUAUGACCCUUCACCCUUGCAUAAUUUGUGUUUGUGGACAGUCACUGGGUAUCUCGUAUACAGAGCUUUGCUAUACACUCUUCACACACCCUGCAGAUCACGCCCUACCUCCCCCCAUCUGUCUCAAACACACAUCAGACAUAGAGGGAGAGAUAAGGCAUGAUUCCCUUCGUGGUAGAGAGAGAGAGAGCAGGUAGAUUACCAGUAGAAAUAAAUAAAGAAGAGUUGGGUCCCACACACCUGUACAGCAGACACCGGCUAAUACCAUCGCCAGGACAGCUAAGGACGCAAUGACCUGUCAAUCUGUGCUCACAUGGUUGUGAGCGUGUGUGCAUGAACGCUAGAGAGUGUGUGUGUCACUGAGAUUUGUAACUUGUUUAUGUGUGGCUGUGGCAGACGACAGUUAUAAAAGCCUAUAAACGCUGUGAGGACGGGCGGAGGUGACGAGGCCGACACACCGCGACCUUCUGACCCGACCUCUCCAUGGCGUCGGCUUCUGUAGGGAGGGUCAGGUCGGCCCUCAGUCCCCUUCAAUCUUUUGUCCCACAUGCAUGGGGGAAAUGUUUAAAUGAAUCAAAGAGCAUUCGCAUACAAAUAGCGGACACUGUUCACAAAGACUGUUAUAAAGACUCUGUGCUGUGUGUGACUGCAACAAGAAAAGCCAUGACAUCAAACCUCAUGUUGGUGGAAUUCCUUUCCGAAAAGACCUGACAAUAAUUAUGGUCGUUUCCAGAUUUCUCUACUUCAUUUUGCCGAUAACAAAUGAGAAGAAGGGGAUGUAACAGAAGUCUUCGUUUGCCAGAAGAUACCGAGUGUUUGAUAAAUUAUUCUAAUUAAUAUUGUUUAAUGAAUUAAUUUGACUGUUGCAUAAUAAAAUUUUGUUUUUGUU
Molecule: messenger RNA, 4267 nt
Organism: Pomacea canaliculata
Lineage: Eukaryota; Metazoa; Mollusca; Gastropoda; Architaenioglossa; Ampullariidae
Exons: 2
Coding region: 1057-2652 (531 amino acids)
Source: RefSeq, a predicted model, not a curated record